AUGAAAUCACUCUAAGGAGAUCCUGAAUUAAUACGAUGGUUAAAUAAGGAAAUCAAGCUUUAACCUGCAAUUCUAGAUAUUGAAAAACAAUUUCAGAAUUGGUUUUAUUUUUAAGAAGUGCUUUAUAAAACAGGAAAUCCUCUUAAGAAAAUCUUAACAAAUAAAUUUGAUGAAUAUUCAACUCAAAAGAAUAUGAAGAUAGUUAAAAAGCACAUUAUAAAUUUAGUCGGAAUUGAACCAAAGGUUGAAAAAGGUUAAUCAUAAAUUGAAGAGUAUUUGAAAGCAAUAAAAUCACAUUCUAAACCAAUUGUUGUAAAUUCGUUGCUUGCAAUUGCUCGUAAAGAAACAAAGGAUGUUUUGAAUGAAUUGACAAAAACAUUAAAAGUAACCGACAAAAAAUAAGUACAAUCCUUGGUGAACAAUUAUGAAGAGAAGUUUAUAAACUCAUUGCCGAAGAAAUUAAAGUCUAUUGAAGAGAGUUUGCACAGAUUUCGAGAUGAGAAACUCAUCCACGAGAUACAAGCAGUGAAUUUAAAAUAAAAGGACGAGGAGAAGGAGAGACAAUGGUUAUUAUCAUUGAGAGAUAAUGAAUUGGAAAAGAUUAGAGCAAAUCAUGAGUUUAUUAAAGAACAAGAUAAAAAGAUUUAUGAAUUCUGGAAGAAUACAGAAACAGUUAAACACAAUAGGAUUGAAAAAGAGACAAAGUUUAAUGAGAUGAUGACUGGAAGAAUGGUCGCUGAAGUUAAUUAAAAGAAAAAGGAUGAUCAAAAGGCUAUGGAUAAUAACAUAUAUUUAUUUUUGUAAACUUGUAUCAGAUAAGGAAUUGAAAUAGAAAAGGAUCCUUCCAAAAAACCCGUACCUGAAAAGGCUAAGUUUUCUGCUGUUGCAACUAUGAUGAAGAUAAGGGAAAGGACACAUAAAACUGAAGAGGCCAGAAAAGCGAGGUAGAAACGAAGGAAUAAGAUGUUGGUUGAAUAAUUAAAAUAAUAAGAAUUAGUGGAAGCAAAGAAAAGAUUGGAUGAAUUGGUUGAUAAAUUUUCAGAGUAUGGAAAAAUAGCUAAUUAGGAAGCAGGUCUCAGAUUGAAGGAAAAAUUGAGAGGGAAAUUAUAAUUCAAUGAGAGAAUAUAGAUGUCUCAGGUAUUGCAAGAAUAAAAAGAAAUGUUUUUUGAAUAAUUAAGAAAAGAAGCUAAAGCAAGGGAGUAAGAAGUUAGAUUGUAGAGGUAAAAAGAGUGGAGAAUACUUUAAGUUUAAUAUAUGGAAUAGAAUUAUAAUAGAAAAGUGUAAAAGAGAAUGAAACAUAUUUAAUAAAUGCAACCAUUAAUAUUGACCAUCUUGGAUUUGGCAGACAAAUGCUAUCUAAAGAUGAAUGAGAAUGUCGAAGAAAAUGGUAAGCCUUUAACAUUAGAUAAGAAGGUUUGGAAUAAAUUUAUUGAGGAAUGGCAAAAUGAAUUGUCAUAAGUAAAGCCACUCAAUGAUAACAUUGCUGCAGCAAUUACUUAAGAUUUUGUUGAAUAUUAUCAUGCAAUCAAAGAUUGGAAGUCAACCUCAAAUGAUGGUUAACUAAUGGCAAAUAUAUCACUUGCUGAAUUUCUAUUUGAGAUAACAGAUGAAUUGUAUCCAAUGCAACCAUUAAAAGAGGGUAUCAACUACUAUCUACCACUUAAAAUAUCAUUGAUUGGAGGUAAAUUCAGUGGUAGGAAGACUACAGCAAAAUACUUAAAUUAAAAAUAUGGUUUGGAAAUUAUUGAUAUAGAAUCUAUUAUUAAAGAGUCGUUGAAACUCGCCUUUCCUCCUGUCGAAGAUCCAAAGAAAAAGAAAGAUACAAAAAAGGUGAUUGAAGUUCCUGUGGUAGAAAACCCAGAAUUAAAAGAAUAUGGCUUAUAAAUUAAUGAAUAUAAGGAUUCAGUUAUUCCUGAUGAAUUAUUAUUAAAAGGAAUACUUAUUAAAUUGAAUUAGACAUUUGGUUAGAGAACCCCUCUAUAAGUUGCAUAAGAAAUCAAAGAAGCUAAAGAAUUACAACUUAAAAAAGAACAAUAACCUGUCGUUGAGGAAGUUAAAAAAACUUCUAAAAAACCUGGCAAAAAGGAUGCACCCUAGAAUACUGGACCUACUUAAGAAGAUCUAAUCAAAGAAUAUAUUAAUUCUAAGCAAUUUUAUUAUACUAAAGGGAUGGUUUUGAUUGGAUUUCCAGAAAAUGUUAGUUAGGCUAAAAUGUUGGAAGAGUAAUUGACAGGCUUUAUACCAUAUGAAGAAAGGUUGAAUUAAAUAGCUGAGGAAAAGAAAAAGAAGUUUCAAGAAUUGUUGGACAUCCCUACACAAGAAGAAUCCAAUAAAAUAUAAUAAGCAGGAAUAGAUUUAAUAAUUAAUCUAGAUACUCCAUUUGAACAAAGAGUGUAAAGAAUGUAGAAUAGAAGAAUAGACCCACUUACAGAGAUAGUCUACAAUUUAGAGGAAAGUCCACCUCCUCCUGAGAUCAAACUAGAUAAGCUCCUAAAAAUAGAGAGUGAAACAGAAGAAAAAUUAUAGAAGGAGUUUCAAUAAUUUAAUGAUAAUUUAUCUGGACUAAUAGAAUGGUGUGAACAAUUUGGAUUCGAGGAAGAUUUCAAAUAAUUGCAUCAUGCCAAGAUAGCAGGCAAAGGAUUUGAAGUUGCAAAAUCUAUUGAUGGACUAAUUAACAAAGUGCUUACUCAUAAUAGUGAGUAUUUAAAUCAAAUAGCUGAAGAAAUAUUGGCAAAUGAAUUACAAUAAUAAGAAUAACAAUCUUAAUAAUAAUAAGGUUUAGAAAAUUCAGAUUUGGGGAAAGUGGAAGAGUAGAAUCCAGAAUAAUAGGCAUAACUAUAAUAAGAUAAACAGAGUCUCCUUGAUGCCAAAUAAUCAACAGAAAGAGGAAGAUCUCAAUUAGCAUCACGAUAAAAGGAUGCUCAAAGUGAAUUUUUGAAUUAAGAUUAGCUUAAAGGAAUUUUAAAGUAAUGGGAUGAAAUUUCGAAUACUUACAUUAGAGAAACUACCAUCUACAUUAGGAGAAUGAGUCAUUAAAGGAAGAAGUGCUAAUAAAUAUUUUUAUAAACUCAAAAAACCUUUAUUGAAUUCUUUGAAAGUCCUGAUAACAAAUUAAAAUUAAUGCAUGAAUUUUAAUAAAGUUAUAACAAAUUCCUUUAAGAAAAUGACGAUCUAUCCAAAUAAAAAAAUGCAAAGCAAUAAUUAAAAGAUCACUUAUAAAAAACCUAUGAAUAAUUAUGGGACAUUUUAAAUUAAAAGAAAAAUUAAGCCUUAGAUUUUGUGAAAAAAUUGAAGAAGGAUAGAUUUGUUGCUAUUUAAAUUUAAUAAUUUAUGUAACAUGUACUAAUGCUCCUGCAAACAGAAACAAAUUUAUUAACAGAAAUCUAAUUAUUAGGAAAACCAUGGAGUGAACAUUUUAUUCUUGAACCACCUCAAUCCUAAUUGAUUGAUGGGUACAAGUUUCCUCAAUUGGAAGUGCUUAUUUCUUAUUAUAAUGAUUGUCUCGAUAAAAUUACUUAAGGUGAAGAAUCUUUAAUUAUUAAAAUCUAAAAAGAAAUCGCAUACAAGAGAGGUCAAAUCAUCAGGAGUGUAGCUUAUAGCAAAAUGACUGAAAUGCUACUGAUGGAAGAUAUCCUUUAUUCAAGAAUUGAUGAUUGGAUUAUUUGUGGCAUUAAGAAUGAAAAUGACUUUUGUUUUGAAUCAAUCAACUAUCUAAAACAAUAAAUUGAAAAUAGAUAACCUGCCAUACUUACAAUACCAGAGCCUAGUCCCAUAUCAGAAGCCUUUAAAAUGGUUUACAUGUAAUAGCACUUAAUUCCUGAAUCUGAAAGAUGGAGAUAGGCUAUCCAAUUCUAUGAGGAAGUUAAAUCGCUAAGUGAUUCUGCAUGGAUUCCUCUAGAUAUUUUUGAGUCCUUCCAAAAGAGAAGAACUAAAUUCUUAUCAUAAUUUAAAUUGAAUAUCAAUAAGAUAGCCCAUUUGGGCUGUUAUCCAAAUGUUAGAUUUAGUUAUCAAACUCUACUCAUUACUCUGAUAUUAUAUGAAUGCAGAGUGCCAACCUAAGAAGAAAUUUAAUAAUUAGUCUCAGAUAUUUAAUCUGUAGAGCCAGAUGAUUAGAGAGAUUAUUGGAUAGAAUAUUAAUUUUGGUUUGAUGAUAACUUUGUAGAUUAAGACUUCAAUUUAAAAAUUUAUGUUAAGAAUUUCCUUUUUAAUGUAUUGCAAUCCCAAGAUUUAGCUGUUUCUGUAAAAGAGAAUUUUGGAUAUUUUAAAUAAUUUGAAAAUUAACUAUUUUAAUCUAUUUUUGAUGAAGAAAUAAUUGAAGAAGGUAAAAAUUCUAAUUCUAAGAGAAAAUUAAAUGAUUGA
Molecule: messenger RNA, 4359 nt
Organism: Paramecium tetraurelia
Lineage: Eukaryota; Ciliophora; Oligohymenophorea; Peniculida; Parameciidae
Exons: 6
Source: RefSeq, a predicted model, not a curated record